AUGUCUCACAAUAGUAUAGAUGAAGCGGCCUUGAAGAUGCUUGACGAAAUGGAGGAUGAGCAACGCCUCAAAGACGCCUUCCAAGAUGGCUGGCACCCUGGCCUUCCCAUUCCAAUGCCCAAAGAACCCAUCUACAAGUUCUCCGAGUCCGCUCUUCAGGUCGGCUACUUCAGAGAAGAUCUCCCCGGCCACCCCCUGUCCCUAUCUGCCAGCCGCAAGAAGAACGCGAAAGCAUACCUCAUGGUGAAGCGCAUCGAUAGCGACAUGCCCAGGACAUUUUUUCUUUGGUGCGACGCUGAUGGUAACCCCGUUAAUAAAAGGUACAUCCAGAUAGCUGAAGGCCUUGUCAUUCAAGAUCUGAAGCGGGACCUGAUGGUGAUGUAUAACAACCAUGAGAUAUGGCUUACCAUGGACUACAACGAAGAACUCAAGGUUGCGAAGGACCGAAUGGCUCUCAAGCGAUGCGAGAUAAGGGGAGAGACUUACGAGCUUCCUGCCGAUCAAGAGGGGGGGAUAGGGAGCCAUGGCUUUGCAGUGAGGCUGAUCCAGAGCUGA
Messenger RNA from Fusarium musae, 555 nucleotides. RefSeq lists its product as uncharacterized. NCBI's taxonomy places the organism in Eukaryota, Fungi, Ascomycota, Sordariomycetes, Hypocreales, Nectriaceae. The record is from RefSeq and is a predicted model, not a curated record. Bases 1 to 555 code for a protein of 184 amino acids. The transcript has a single exon.